Molecule: messenger RNA, 1484 nt
Organism: Phyllostomus discolor (pale spear-nosed bat)
Lineage: Eukaryota; Metazoa; Chordata; Mammalia; Chiroptera; Phyllostomidae
Product: class I histocompatibility antigen, Gogo-B*0102 alpha chain-like
Exons: 7
Coding region: 62-1201 (379 amino acids)
Biological process (GO): positive regulation of T cell mediated cytotoxicity; antigen processing and presentation of endogenous peptide antigen via MHC class I via ER pathway, TAP-independent; immune response
Cellular component (GO): external side of plasma membrane
Molecular function (GO): signaling receptor binding; peptide antigen binding
Source: RefSeq, a predicted model, not a curated record
UUGUCACGUGAAGGGUAUCAAGUCCUCACUGACAAUCCUAACUCCUGCACCGACGUAGCACAUGUGGCCUGAACUCCUGCUCCUGCUGCUCUCAGGGGCCCUGACCCUGACCGAGAUCUGGGCCGGCCUGACCAAGAUCCCAGGACACGCGUCCUCCCCGCGCCCAGUGCCCCAUACCCUGAGAUAUUGCAGCACCGCCAUGUACGGACCGAACGUGUGGCAGUACCGGUACACCGUCGUCGGCUACGUGGACGACACGGAGAUCAUGGGGCUCGACAGCGAUGCCCAGAACCCAAGGCUGGAGCCGCGGGUGACGUGGAUGCAGCAGCCGUGGGUGGAACAAGAGAAUCCAGAUUUUUGGGAGGAACAGACGCAGGUCUUCAAGCACUAUGAAGACGUACGGAAAGAGAAGCUAGACCUGCGUGGCUCCGCCUUCAUCAGCGAUCUCGAGCUCUACACCUGGCAGGAAAACACUGGCUGCGUCCUGGGGUCCGACGGACGCUUCCUCCGAGGGUACAGUCAGUUCGCCUACGAGGGCACCGACUACAACGCCCUGAACGAGAACCUGAGUUCCUGGACCACCGCCGACACGGCCCCCUGGAUCGAUAGGAACAGAUUGCUGCGAGUCCCUGAUGCGGACAGCGUGAGGACCUUCCUGGAGAGCAAGUGCGUGCGCUGGCUCCGCCUGUUCCUGGAGAAGGAGGAGACCCUGCUCCGAGCAGACCCUCCAAAGACACACGUGACCCACCACACCAUCUCUGACCAUGAGGUCACCCUGAAGUGCUGGGCCCUGGGCUUCUACCCUGCUGACAUCACCCUGACCUGGCAGCGUGACAGGAAGAACGUGACCCAGGACAUGGAGCUUGUGGAGACCAGGCCUGCAGGGGACGGGACCUUCCAGAAGUGGGCAGCUGUGGUCAUGCCCCCUGGAGAGGAGCAGAGAUACACAUGCCAUGUGCAGCACCAGGGGCUGCCUGAGCCCCUGACCCUGAGAUGGGACCCCCCUCCUCAGAGCACCAUCACCAUUGUGGGCAUCACUGUUGCCCUGGGUCUCCUUGGAGCUGUGGUCACUGGAGCUGUGCUGUGGAGGAGGAAGUGCUCAGGCAGAGGCAGGAAGAGCUACGCUCAGGCUGCCUGUAAGUGUGGGUGUAGGGGAGGUGACAUCUGGGAUCCUUGGGGGAGUGUGGGCUGGAGUCUGUGAAGGGGGCUCCCCCACCCCAUAACUCUGCUGUUGUGUCUUCCCCAGACAGCAACAGGGCCCAGGGUUCUGAUGUGUCUCCUACAGCUCCUAAGGCGUGACAGAGCUGCCUUGUCCAGGUUUGGUGCUAAAUAGCCAUUGCAGCCUCCCCUUGGGACUUUAAGGAUCCCUGUCUGCUGUUUCUGCAACAAGUAUCUGAACAUGUCUGUAUUAUAUUAAAUUUAUAUAUAUACAUAUAUGAAUUAAACAGAAGUGAUUUAGAUUAAAAGCUCCAAAGUGCAUUGUU